GGAGAGAUGCCAGGCGCGCGUGCGCGCAUGACCCCCUGUGAUGGCGCGAGGCCGCGCACGCCCGGCCUUGUAAGGCGCAUGACGUAAGCGUCAGCUGUGCGGCCCGCGCGGCGGAUGGGGAGAGAGGCCGGCCGUGAGUUCCGGGGCGUGGGUAUGAGGCGAGGCGGGUACCUAGUGGGACGCUGACCGGCCGGCGGAGCCGUUUCUCCCUUGUCUCCGCUCCCCGGGCGUCGUUUUCGCUGCCGAGAGCCCCGAGCAGAGAAGCCGGAGCGGGGAAGCAGAGCCCCUGGGAAGCGCCUCGGCCCUGUGUGAUUAUAGCACUAUUCAAGGACCAGUUCUCAUGGAAGGACUAUAGCUCAUGGAAGAAAAAAACCCUGUCAGGACAUCCUUGGUUUCCAGGUUACCAAAGUAUGGAACAAAACCUGUUGGAAGUAUCCUACAGACCGUUCCGAAUGGGACAGCUCUUAAUUUAUCAGGGAAUACACAGAGCAUUGAGAAAAAUUUCAGCAAGCACAAUGGCGCUCUUCAUCUGUCUUCCUUUUCCUUUAACUGGAGAAAAUCAAAUAAGUACCAGCUGGGUGACCCAAUCAGCAGUGAAUCUAGCUCCAGCCACAAUUCCAAUGAAAGACUGACUGAUUCAGAAAAGUGCCCCCAGUCCCAGGGAGCAGUUAAUAAAGAAGUGCCCAGGAUAGGGUCACACAGCACAUCUUCACAAACUGGAAAACAAAGCAACAUGUUUGUGUCUUCUGCAGAAGAAUUAAGCCAAAAGUCUGUGUCUGGGCUGCCUUGUUCAGCUAAAUUCACCAAAAGUUUGUUGUUAGGCAGGACUUCGUAUUCUGGACUAAAUGCUCCGAAGUCACACUUGAAUGGGGUUUGUGGGACCCAGUCAACCAUAGGCUUUCAGAGGAAUAAAGGUAAUUCCUCUGCCACAAGAAGCAGGUCAGGAGAGAAUCUAUCAAUGUCAACAGACAAUGUUAAAUCUUCCUGUGAAAAAAUGGUUAGAUCACAAAGCUUUUCUCAUUCCAUUCAAAACAGCCUCUUGCCCCCUGCAUCUUUAACCAGGUCACAUUCUUUUAAUAGAGCUGUGGAUCUUACAAGGCCUUAUCAAAAUCAACAUCUAGCUAUUAGAACAUCUCAGAGGUCAAAUCUGUUAUCAAGAAAUGCUCGACAACUAGAGACACCCAAUUGCAAUGAGCCCCUAAGGUGUCGGUUUCCUAGGUCUUAUACUACUUUAGGAACUUCAGGAUUGAAGAAACCCCCACUGUUAAACGGCUCUGGGGAUGCACCAUCUUUAAGAUUUAGAACAGGCCGACCUUCUUUAUUAAGACCUAGCAACCAACAUUUGGGGAGAAGGAUUCCAGUGGAUGGCAGCACAAAUAAUGAUACCGAAAAAGAGAACUCUUCAAUUUCAGUAGAUAUUCAUGGAGGUGCUGAUGCAAAAAGUACACAAAGCACUGCAAGACCAGAAGUUAGUGAAGCUGGAUGUAAUUUGGUAGAAGAUGGCAGUAAAGUUGUUUUCACAGAUGGUGAUGUAGAUGAAAUAUCCGUAUCUUCUUUGUCAUCUUCUGAGAAGAAUGAUCUGAGCGAAGACUUUAGUGAUGAUUUUGUAGAUCUAGAAUAUCGAAGAAGAACGUUAAGAAUUCAGGAAGAGGAAGCGUCUGUUCAAGAGUUGGAGUGUGGAAAUGAAAUACCGUUAGAUCAACUCCUGUCUCUUAAGGAAAAUGAAAUACCCAGUUGUUAUUCUGAUGAAUGGUUGGGUAUUCAUGUGUCUGGAGUCGAUGACAAGAGUGAAAAUGCAAAGCAGCCUUCUGGGAGCAACGUGAUCUCCUCUGAUGUGGACUACAGAGCUGGCUCCUCCUUUGAGCUUUCUCCAUCUGACAGCUCUGAUGGAACCUAUAUGUGGGAUGAAGAAGGACUGGAGCCCAUUGGAAGUGUCCAUCCAUGUGGAAGUUAUGACUCAUCGGAAAUGAACAGCAUAGAUAUCCUGAAUAACCUUGAUUCAUGUGAUCUGGAAGAUGAUGAUCUUAUGCUUGAUGUCGAAUUACCAGAAGAUGCACCCUGUGAUAAUGUCGAUUGUGAAAAUAUGAAUCGUUAUGAGCGACCAGAAAGGAAUAUAAGACAACAGAAGGAAGGGCUUUGGAAGAGGACGCCACAACGCUGGAAUGCUCAAGAUCACUAUCACCUUGGCCAUACUGACCACUUUCACCACGGCAGAAAUGAUCUUAACAGGACUUCCACUUAUUUAGGCUCUCCUCCUGUUGGUCAUCUUGAAGGGUAUGGAGCACCAUGCUGGUACCCACCCUUUGUGGGCUUGCCACCAAACACCGUGAUGCUUGAUGAAAUGACCCUUCGGCAUAUGGUUCAAGACUGCACAACUGUGAAGACUCAGUUAUUAAAAAUGAAAAGGAUACUUAAUCAGGUUGUAGAAAAUGUGUCACUCCACAACAUCACUCUUUCUGUGCCUCCAAGCCCAGAUCACCAGGAGCCUGAACCAAUAUGUAAGACUGAUGAUUUGUUGAGUGAGAUCACACAGCUUAAAGAAGAUUUAAAGAAAAAAGAUGAAACAAUCAGACGACUUGAGCAUCGGCUUUCCCUUAGGUGUGACUGCAACAAAAAUAACCAGAAAUCUGAAACGGCUGGGAGUAUGUUUGUUGACAAAUACACACAGACCGUCUCAAGGAGAAUUGCUCCUCAAGUACUACAGCCUUCCAGCCUCCUUCCCCGUUUCACAGACCUCACCCAGGGAAAAUUAACAAAAACAUCACACAUCGCGGCCCCCAGUGAGCACCCCAAUCAAGACCAACAGCAGAAAUGUGGCCGUGAAUAUCAAAAUGCUGCAGAUGGCUCCUUCACCCGUAGCCUAAACGAACCGAGCACUUUAAAUAUGCAGUUAAAGAAGUCAGAGGGGAAUGCACAUUCCAUCAAGGAUGCAAAUGACAGAGAGGAAAUGCGAGAGUUGACUGGAGGGAAGAUGAGCGUGGCACCGCCCCAUCCCUCUCCUUUGCAAUCAUCUACCCAAGUGAUUACACAAGAAGUCCAGGCCAAAUUGAUCCCCAAAAAGCAUCGCUUGCGGACAAACCAGGCUUCACCGCCAAAGACUUCAAAACUUACAAAGCCCCCAAAUCAGAAUGACCUAGUGCCUCCUUCAGCCACUGUUUCAGCGUCAUCAGCGAAAGACUGUUCUGCGCCAAAUGAGCCUGAGCUACUGCCACCAAACAGCCCUACACAGCUGCAGUCAGCAUCUAGUCAGAUGAACCUGAAUAGUAAGAGACCAAGACUGAACUUCAAAUAGAUCCUCAAUAUCCCUGAAUGAAGCAAACGACAAAUCCGAAACUCCCGAGUGCCUUCUGGGCAUAGAAUGCCUGGUCAA
Messenger RNA from Sphaerodactylus townsendi, 3370 nucleotides. RefSeq names its product coiled-coil serine rich protein 2 (gene CCSER2). The transcript is spliced from 10 exons. Gene Ontology annotation, cellular component: microtubule cytoskeleton. Gene Ontology annotation, biological process: microtubule bundle formation. Lineage: Eukaryota; Metazoa; Chordata; Lepidosauria; Squamata; Sphaerodactylidae. The record is from RefSeq and is a predicted model, not a curated record. The coding region runs from base 359 to 3292 and encodes 977 amino acids. Gene Ontology annotation, molecular function: microtubule binding.